AACCUUAUCUAUCAUCAGCAAUUCAAAAUGAAGACUCUAAUUGCUUCAUUGGUUUCACUUCUUUCACUUCUUUCUCUUCUCUCCUCCAUUUCAGCUGAUUCUCAUGAGGAUUUUCUUCACUGUCUAUCCCUUCAAUUUCCAAACUCCAACUCAAUCUCAAAAGUCAUUUACACUCGCCACAACUCUUCGUAUUCAUCUGUCUUGGAAUCCUCCAUACGAAAUCUACGAUUCACUACACCGGAAACCCCAAAACCCCUAGUUAUUGUCACACCAUUGCAAGAAGCCCAAAUUCAGGCAGCCAUUUAUUGUUCUAAACAAAGUGGCAUGCAUAUUAGGGUUCGAAGUGGUGGCCAUGACUACGAGGGUCUUUCCUAUGUUUCUCAUGAAAACCCAUUUGUCAUCAUUGAUCUAGUAAAUUUCAGAUCAAUCACCAUUGACACUGAGAGCAGCACUGCAUGGGUUCAAUCUGGUGCAACUCUUGGACAACUUUACUACACCAUCGCUCAGAAAAGUAAAACUCUUGCUUUUACAGCCGGAGUUUGCCCUACUGUGGGUAUUGGUGGACAUUUCAGUGGCGGAGGUUAUGGCAUGAUGUCACGUAAAUUUGGCAUUGCUGUUGAUAACAUCAUUGAUGCUCGAUUAAUCGAUGUUAAUGGUAGAAUUCUUGACAGAAAAACCAUGGGGGAGGACCUAUUUUGGGCCAUUAGAGGAGGUGGAGGUGCUAGUUUUGGUGUUAUUCUAGAAUGGAAAAUUAAGCUUCUUGCUAUUCCAGAAACCGUGACUGUUUUCACCGUAAACAGAACCUUGGAACAAAACGCAACCAAGGUUGUUCAUCGGUGGCAAUAUGUUGCGGACAAGAUUGAUGAAAACCUGCUGCUCAGGCUCUUUUUAAGAAGAGUGAAUUCCAGUACUCAACCUGGGAAGGUAACAGUACAAGCAUCGUUUGUUUCCUUGUACCUUGGCGGAGUUGAUAGACUCCUUCAAGUGAUGCAAGAAAGCUUCCCUGAGCUGGGUUUGGCGAAAGAAGACUGCAUUGAAAUGAGCUGGAUCGAAUCAAUACUAUAUUUCGCAGGUUUUAGUGGAGAAUCACCUGAUAUCUUGCUGAAUAGGACAUCUUCCCAGGGUGCUUAUUUCAAAGGAAAAUCAGACUUCGUGACUGAACCCAUUUCUGAAAAGGGGCUCAACACCAUAUGGGAAAGUUACAAGAACCUGAAGGUGGACUUCUCUGAAAUUCUUUUCAGUCCUUAUGGGGGAAGAAUUAGUGAGAUUUCGGAGUCUGAAACGCCUUUCCCUCAUAGAUCUGGAACCAUAUACAACAUCCAUUAUGCAGUCGUAUGGGCUGAAGAAGGGAAAGCUGCACUGAAUAGGCAUAUGACUUUGACCAGAUGGUUUUACAGUUUCAUGGCUCCUUAUGUUUCCAAGUCCCCAAGAGCUGCAUAUCUCAACUAUAGAGACCUUGACUUGGGAGUGAAUAACAAAGGCAACACAAGCUAUACACAAGCAAGCAUUUGGGGUUUAAAAUAUUACGGUAAUAACUUCAAAAGACUUGUACAUGUGAAGAGCAUGGUUGAUCCUGGUAAUUUCUUCAGGAAUGAGCAAAGUAUUCCAGCUGUGUGAUUAUGGUAGAUGAAUACUGGUUGUUUCGGAUCCAAAUAUACAUAGAAUCUGUUUCAUUAUAUAUCCAUAAUAAAUAAAGGAUCCAAAGGAUGUUAAGCAAAUUUGUGUAGUUAAUUAUAUAUCCAAGUGUACUUGGUUUUUAUUUGCUCAAUAUAUAUGCCAGAGGCGUUAAUCUGGUUUGCUUGUUUGAAGACUUUCCUGUUAUCAUUAUAAUCGUCAGUUCUUUUUUAUUUCCC
Camellia sinensis is the source of this 1853-nucleotide messenger RNA. Its product is annotated as tetrahydroberberine oxidase. NCBI's taxonomy places the organism in Eukaryota, Viridiplantae, Streptophyta, Magnoliopsida, Ericales, Theaceae. Gene Ontology annotation, molecular function: oxidoreductase activity; FAD binding. The record is from RefSeq and is a predicted model, not a curated record.